This is a messenger RNA of Sesamum indicum (sesame), 1738 nucleotides long. Its product is annotated as fatty acid elongase 3-like. The record is from RefSeq and is a predicted model, not a curated record. Gene Ontology annotation, molecular function: fatty acid elongase activity. Gene Ontology annotation, biological process: very long-chain fatty acid biosynthetic process; sphingolipid biosynthetic process; fatty acid elongation, polyunsaturated fatty acid. Gene Ontology annotation, cellular component: endoplasmic reticulum membrane. Lineage: Eukaryota; Viridiplantae; Streptophyta; Magnoliopsida; Lamiales; Pedaliaceae.
AAGAAAUAGGACAAGAGAAAAUGCGAAAACACUUGCUUCCAAUCACAAUCCUCCACGUACCCUUGCCUAACUCUUCUUAUUUCACCCUCGCCCUCGCUCUCGCUCUCGCUCUCGCUCUCGCUGUCCAACCCAAAUUUCCCCCUUCUUUCAAAACCUAUGCACCGCUCCACUCACAAUCCUAAUCUCACACUCACUCUCAGGCUUACCAACUCAGAAUUUUGGUAAAUGGAAAAAGGAGAAAUCAAGAAAUAAAUAGUGGGAGUCUGGGCAAGUGGAGUGGUUGUCGCCCUCUCAAUUUCUUGCGGCUAAGAUUAUUUCUAUCCACCUUCUCCUCCCCUCCGCGUGAAUUACAGAGCACCAAUCAAUCCAUCCAUCGGCUGAGAGACAACUGUGGGUGUGGGGUCUAUUUCCUUUGCCGUCCGGUCAAAGUCAAGACCUCCGGUGUACCAGACGCCCUCUUCCGUCAGAUGACGUCCUACCACAGCCUGAGGUAUUACCUCUCGGAGCAACCAUCCAUCGUCGGCUUCCGGUGGAGCCACACCCAGUCGUGGGGCUCCACCUGGUCAUUCCUCUUCUCCUCCAUCGCCCUUUAUGUUUCCGCCGCUGUCGUCCUCCACGUUCUCCUCCAACUCCUCUUCCGCCACCGCCGUCCCCUCCCGUUGGGUCCACUCCCCGCAGUCCACUCUCUCUCUAUGGCCCUCAUCUCCGCCACUAUCUUCGCCGGAACUGUACUCUCCGCCACCGCCGAGAUCCGGGACACGCGGUGGUUGUGGCGACGCUCCCGCACCACAACCUUCCAGUGGUUGCUCUGCUUCCCCUUGGGGACUCGCCCCUCCGGCCGCGUCUUCUUCUGGUCCUACAUUUACUAUCUCUCGCGUUUCCUCCACGCGCUGCGGUCAUUCAUCACCAUUCUCCGGUAUCGGGAGCUACCCUUCUUCAAGCUGUUCAACCACUCGAUCUUGAUAUUCAUGUCGUUCCUCUGGCUGGAAUUCUCGCAAUCUUUUCAAGUGCUGGCGAUUCUCCUGACAACUCUGGUGUACUCCGUCGUCUAUGGUUACCGAUUUUGGACGGCGAUCGGAUUGCCGAGCGCGUGUUUCCCAUUCGUGGUGAAUUGCCAAAUACUACUACUGAGCUGCAAUCUGGUGUGCCACUUUGGAGUGCUCCUGUUGCAUUUCAUCAAGGGCGGAUGCAAUGGGAUUGGAGCGUGGAUUUUCAACUCAGUUCUGAAUGGGGCAAUCCUAUUCCUGUUCUUGAAUUUUUACGUGAAAAAACAUCUCCGGAAAACAAAAGUCGGUGUUAUCGGCGGCGCCGGCCAUGAACUCAGCUUUGUGGCUAAAAAGCUGGAGCUGGUCAAAGACAAGGAUAUUUGAGGUCUCUUACAACCUUUUUUUUUUUUUGUUUUUUUAAACUAUUUCGGCUAGUAGUAGAUUACCACAAGUAUAUAUAUAUAUAUAUAUUGAAAUAUGGUUUAUGUGGGAUGUAAACUUGAAUAAUCUAUGAGCCCAAAAAUCUUUCAGCUUCAGUACUGCUUUAGAGGGUAAUUAGUCUGACUGCAUUAACAAAAGUGUGGGAAGUUAAAGUUGCUAGUUUUAGGAGGGGGAAAUUGCUAUCUGGGAAACACGAGUUAUACUGAUAUGUAGUUAGGUAGGACGGGAACACGACUUCUUUUUUAUGCCGGUAACUGUACUUAGUUGAAGGAUGUGGUUUUAGACAGGAUUGUCUGAUGAUAGUUGCCCUA